Molecule: messenger RNA, 960 nt
Organism: Linum tenue
Lineage: Eukaryota; Viridiplantae; Streptophyta; Magnoliopsida; Malpighiales; Linaceae
Source: the annotation of a GenBank genome assembly
AUGUUAGUAAAACCCUAUUCCCCAACUCCCCGCCACCUCACCAAAUUCAAGCUCUCCCUCAUCGACAACCACAUGCCGCCUUGUUACAUGCCCUUCAUCUUCUUCUACAACAAUCCUACUCCCGGACGCACCGGAUCCAAACUCUACCGUCAGAGACUCGACGACUUAAAAUCCUCACUCGCCCACACUCUCACGCGCUUCUACCCGCUCGCCGGAAGGCUUUCGAAUCCCGACCACGACGGCGGAGAUUCGAUUCCGGUCGUGCAUUGCAAUGACAAUGGCGUCCCCUUCUCUUUCUCCGUCUUACCAAACGACGGUGAGAGCUUGGAUUCGUUCAUGGUCCGUAGAGGCAAGGAAGUCGUCGACUCGCUCCAGCGAUUCCUUCCUUUUCCGGCCCACCUGAUCACCACGCCGGCGGGCGUCGAAUCCGCACCGCAGAUCGCCAUCAAGGCCACCGUCUUCCCCUGCGGCGGGAUCGCCGUCGGGGUUUGCUUGCUGCACAAGAUUGUCGACACCCACACCCUCGUCGAUUUCAUGAAGCUCUGGGCCGCCACGGCGCGUGGAAACAAACGAGUAGGACUCAGCCUCAGCGCGUGCGCUCACGAUCAAUCCGCCACGUGGCGACUCUUCCCCGCGCAUCGCGACGACAGCUCCGUGAAUAGGAGAACGCGCCGGCAGCCUGCCCUUCGUCUUCUCCUGUUCUCCAGCAGUCCGGCGACUUGGCGACCGGCGAGCUGCCCUUCGUCUUCCCCUGCUGGCGACCGACGAGAAGGGCAGAGUACGAUUUUGUUUGAACUGUCGAUACUUAAAACAGGGGAAUUUUUUCCCCAAAGUCGCUACUCAACGGCCGCGUCAUUUCUGUCGGCGGUGCGCUGCCGCUGUGAGAAGAGUACCCAGAAGAAGAAGAAGCGAUGGAUGGUGGCUUUGCUGUACUCAACAGACAACGCCGAUUUCGAUUGA